Molecule: messenger RNA, 1524 nt
Organism: Calypte anna (Anna's hummingbird)
Lineage: Eukaryota; Metazoa; Chordata; Aves; Apodiformes; Trochilidae
Gene: GEMIN6
Product: gem nuclear organelle associated protein 6
Exons: 3
Coding region: 121-624 (167 amino acids)
Biological process (GO): spliceosomal complex assembly; spliceosomal snRNP assembly
Cellular component (GO): SMN complex; nucleus
Source: RefSeq, a predicted model, not a curated record
GAAGCGGAGGUCCAGGCGCGGAGCACAGGGGCCGGACCGGGGCCCGGCUGCCGGGCGGUCCUGGCAGGGCGAGGAACCGAGGGGCCGGCAGCCACCGAGAGGGUUCUGAAUGUAGGAAAUAUGAAUGACUGGCAGAGCAAAAGCCCUCUAGAAUGGAAAAUGUAUGUGAACAAAAUGGUGAAGGUUGUUGCGGUUGAGAAACAUGAGUAUGAAGGAUGGGUUUUAACAGUGGAUCCAAUUUCUGCCAGUAUCAUCCUCGCAACAUACUUGGAGAAUGAAAAAGUGUCCAUAUCAGUUGUGUUGGGCCCUGCUGUCCAGAAGGUCGAAAUACUAAAAGAAGGGGAUGAUGAAAUGAAGCAACGUCUUUCCUCCAUAUUUGCACCUGAGGAAAGCAAAGCCUACAGCCCUGAGGAACUUGAAGAGAAGAAGAACUGCUUAAAGACUUGGCUAGAAACAAACCACAUCCCUGUAACAGAGCAGGGUGAAUCAGGGAGAACACUGUGUGUGGCGGGGGUAUUAACUAUUGACCCACCAUACGGCCCAGAAGAGUGCAGCAGCUCCAAUGAGAUUAUUCUGUCACGGGUUCAAGGGUUGAUACAGGGUUAUCUUGAGAAACAACAGUGAUGUCUGCUGUUCAGAGCAUUUUCUGUAGAAUGGGUCUACCUGCCUGAUUUUAUGAACUGUUCUGCAUACCAGUAUUCACUAUUUACAAAAAUACUGGGUUUAAGUACUUUUAAAUGAUUUUUGUAUGUCAAGAAAGGGAUCAAACAAGCAGUGUAGACUAAAAGCACAAAGCAUUUUCCAUACACUGUUUUUUUAUAAAAAGUAAGCCAUUGGAUAAGGUUGAUUUAUUAAACUGACACUUGUUUACUGUGUCAGUGUCAAGCUUAUAUAUCAGUUUAAUAAGUAUUUUUUGUCAUGGUAUUGUGAAAGAUGGUAAGUGAUUAAUUUAAAAUUUAGAGUUCCUGUUCUGAUUUAAAUUUUUCCUCUGCCUUUAAAAUCAGUUCAUUAUCUAGUGAUAUAGGCAUGUUUAUUUGAACUGCUUAUUAGAAUUUAUUUUUUCAGAAAGAGAACUGUGACACUUGGAUUUCCCAAACCAGAUGAACCUCACAACUUUGCUCCUGUUGUAGAACAUGAAUUGUAAUGUGAGCUCAAAUUUGUAAAAUUAUUAUAGAUUUAGAAGGCAAAUAUCAGGUUCUAAAAACAUUUGCUAUCUAUAUUUGUUAUUUUAAAGCAGCAGUGACUGGAAAUAACUUUUUUUCCUUAGAAAGAGAAUUCCUUUUAGUUCAAUAAGUUUGUGGUUCCCAAUGCUUUGUUUCUAUUUUACGGCAACAUGGAACAAUGUAAAAAUUGUUACAUGAUUACUGAGAUGAUUAUUCCAUUCAGGAGACUUUAGAGCCCUCAUUUAUCUCUUAGUGUAUGUAUUUGUUGUCUUUUUAGGAAGCAGCAGCAGCAAUAUAUCCUCACAUGCAUUUGAAAAGUCUAACUGUUCUUAAUAAAAGGCCCUCCUCAUUGUUGCUAGGA